AAGGCCCCAGGGCAAGAGACUGGACACAUCCCAGACAGGUAGCCAGCUGGAUAGAGGGUCUGCAGGCUCCAGGGUCAGGAAGGGUCCCAAGUGGCCCCUGCAUUCUUGAGGGCCACACAAUCUUCCUCCUCUCAUGUGGCUUCUGGCUAUGGUCAUGUCGAGGUGCCUGGCAUGCUCAGCCCAACAGCUGCCCUGGCCCACGUGACCGCAGCUCUUGGCAGGAAAGAGAGGUGUGGCCAGCCUGGGCUUGCUGCCCAGUGUGUCCCAAGGCCACCAAGUGGGCAGCCAGGCUGGGCGCUGCCCUCAGGGUCUCCGCCUCUCUGCUCAGGAGGGGUAGAGCCCACGAGUGCCACACACAGUCCUCAGCUUCGGAGGUCCAGGGGCUUGGCUUCUUCCUGGAGACUCUGGGAGUGUGAUGGGGAAGAGGUGGGUCCCCUGGGCUCUGGGGAACUCCAGGAGACCCUGAGCUCUAGGUGGGGCAGGUGCUGGGCUCAUCCUGGUGACUGAUGGCAGGUAACCUUGGACGGGCAGAGUGCCUCUCAUCCUCACCCCUCAGGGCUUCUUGUCACCCUCUUGUUGUCACUGUAAUCAGCUGCUUUAUUCACUGGGGACUCCUCCUUCUCAGUGACAGGGACCAAGGGGAAGAAAUAGCAUUUUUGAGCAUGGACGUGGUCAGGAGUGUGGUCUCAGACGUUCCUGGGUGACCUGGGGCAGAACAACUCCUCCUCCUUCUGGUAUCAUUUCCUUCCUCUGCACAGAGGGUGAAGAAAACCCACCUGUGCAGGUGUCAUUUAAGUCAAAUGAGCAAGGGUGUGGUGCCCGAUAAAUGCCACGUACAGGUGUUCCAGAGUCUAAGAACAUUUUGAGGGUUUAAUAACCUCAGAAGUACCAAUGCUACUAACUUACAAGAAGCACCAGUUGAAGGUGCAACUGUUUAUUUCUUUUACGCUUAUCUGCUUCUGUGAGGUGAGAAACAUCAAUUUUUUUUUUUUGAAACAGAUUUUCACUGUCGCCCUUUGUAGAGUGCUGUGACAUCACAGCUCACAGCAACCUCAAACUCUUGGGCUUAAGCAAUUCUCUUGCUUCAGCCUCCCAAGUAGCUGGGACUACAGCCGCCUGCCACAACGCCUGGCUAUUUUUUGUUACAGUUGUCAUUGUUUAGCUGGCCUGGGCCAGGUUUGAACCUGCCAACUUCGGUGUGUGUGGCUGGCACGGUAACCACUGUGCUACAGGCACCGAGCCAGAAACAUCAAUUUUUAAUGUUAACUUUUUUCAUCAAUAUCUGCCAUCUUCAAUCGGAGGGACUUAAAAAGAUAACAUUAAAAAUUGAUAAUUCCAACUUCACAAAACUAAAAAGCAGAAAAGGAAUAGAAAUACUGAAACUAAACUUCUCUCCUGGGGUCUGCAGCAUGUUUGUCGGAGGUUGUGAGUGAGAGCUUCCAGCUGCUCAGGACUUCAGGAUGUCCUGUGUAACUCGGCACAGAAAGUGCCUCUCAGGUCCCCAGCUCUGGGUGGUGACCUCAUGUACGUGGCAUCCAGAAGCUUCUGUCCAGUGCCCGGCAGUGGUUCUGGGAGGGAUCAUUGGACUUGGAGCCCAAAAGCCCUGGUGGUAAAUCAGUGCCCAUGGCUUCUGGGAAAGGGUGAUAAUUAGUUCCGAUUCCUCUUUGGUCCCUGGGGUCUCCUAUAGGUGCCUUCCUUGCUGGGUGGGGGGAGGGAGUGUCAAAAGAACACAGGAGGCAGGGCAGGGCCUGGGGCACACUCAUGUCCAGGGGUGGGGUCGGGGGUGUCUAGGUGGGUUCAGCCAGCAGCCACCAAAUUUCAGUUCCGUGCUAGCUCUGCAGCUUGGGGGUGUGGCUUCAGGCCCCCAAGCCUCAGUGUCCUCAUCUGCAAAGUAGGUCAUUAAGAGGAUUAUGGAUGUAUGCACAGGAAGUGCUCUUAUUCUUGGGGACAGUAAAGAUGAGUGAGCGGCCCGGGGACCAUUGGAAGGGUCCAGGAGCAAGUAGGAGAAAGCACUCUGGGAACCACAGUCCUGUUCUUCAAGGCCACUGGCACACCUGGUUUCUGGUGGUCAGUGAGAAGCAGUGCUCUCCAUGCUGGACCACUGGGAACAUCAACCAUCCCGUGGUCUCCCUCCCUGCCACCAGAGCUGAAACAGAGCAAUGGGGGAAGCCGGGAUGGACACUGCAUGUCCAGCCUGGCCAGAGGACCUCAGUAGGACCCACCACACCACUGGGGGGACAGGGGUGGUACAGAAAAGGUUCUGGAGCAGGGUGGCCUGGACUUAAAUACAGCCUAUGAGAGCUGGGGCAAACUCCUUGAAAACUGGCCCUCGGUUUCUCCAUCUGUAAUAUGGGAGUGAGUGGAAGAAUACUUAUAACAAGCCAAUUAAAUAAGGAUAGAAUUCGUUAACAUGUACAUGGUGGUUAGAACAUGCUUGGCUCGCCCACUCCAAGGAAGUAUAGAAAUGUUAGCCAUGUGCUUCAUCAUUGUUCUUAUUACUGCUGGUCUUGUUACCCCAAAUCCCACCCCAGGCAGAUAGCAUGGAGCCCUGCAGGAAACUGGGCACAGAGAAGGCCAUGUGGUCCCCAGGGAGAGAGGAGGAAGCAUCGGGUGCUGCCAGACAGGACAGGGAGGUCGAGAGAAAUGAAUGUGAUUCUUAGGGGUUUGUUGCCAAGGCCAAACCUCCCACCAGCCACAGCCAUGAGCUCCCCAAAGAAGGAGCACCUUGGUGCCAGCAGCUCGAAGCCCCUCCCGGUCAUCGUCAUCGGCAACGGCCCCUCGGGCAUCUGCUUGUCUUACCUGCUGUCUGGCUACACCCCCUAUGUGAAGCCAGAUGCCAUCCACCCGCACCCCCUGCUGCAGAGGAAGCUUACUGAGGCUCCAGGGGUCUCCAUUCUGGACCAGGACCUGGAUUACCUGUCCGAAGGCCUCGAAGGCCGGUGCCAAAGCCCCAUGGCCUUGCUCUUUGAUGCUCUCCUGCGCCCAGACACAGACUUCGGAGGAGACAUGGAGUCCGUCCUCACCUGGAAACACCAGAAGGAGCGAGCCAUCCCCCACAUGGUCCUGGGCCGGAACCUUCCGGGGGGAGCCUGGCAUUCUAUUGAAGGCUCCAUGGUGACCCUGAGCCAAGGCCAGUGGAUGGGGCUCCCAGACCUGCAGGUCAAGGACUGGAUGCAAAAGAAGCGAAGAGGUCUUCGCAACAGUCGGGCCACGGCUGGGGACAUUGCCCACUACUACAGGGACUAUGUGGCCAAGAAGGGUCUGAGCCACAAUUUUGUGUCUGGCGCCAUGGUCACAGCCGUGGAGUGGGAGACACCUGAGCCCAGCGACUCUGGGACCCAGGCCCCCAGCCCCCUCUUCCAGGUGAGCGGCUUCCUGACUACCAAGGACCAGAGCCAGCAGCCCUUCUCACUUUGGGCUCACAACGUGGUCCUGGCCACUGGCACAUUUGACAACCCAGCUCGACUGGGUGUCUCCGGGGAGGCCCUGCCCUUUGUCCACUAUGAGCUAUCAGCCCUGGAGGUGGCCAUACGGGUAGGUGCAGUGACCCCAUCGUCAGAUCCCGUCCUCAUCAUCGGCGCGGGGCUGUCUGCGGCUGAUGCUGUCCUCUAUGCCCGCCACUACAACAUCCCGGUGAUCCACGCCUUCCGCCGACCAGUGGAGGACCCUGGCCUGGUGUUCAACCAGCUGCCCAAGAUGCUAUACCCCGAAUACCACAAAGUGCACCAGAUGAUGCGGGAGCAGUCCAUCCUGUCACCCAGCCCCUACAAGGGCUACUGCAGCCUCCCCGAGCACAGGCUGCUGUUCUUCAAGGAAGACCACCAGGCCGUGUUCCGGGACUCCCAGGGCAUCGAGAAGGUCUUCGGCAUCUCCCUGGUGCUGGUCCUCAUUGGCUCCCACCCUGACCUCUCCUUCCUCCCCGGGGCAGGCGCUGACCUUGCCGUGGACCCCGACCAGCCACUGAGCGCCAGGAGGAACCCCAUUGAUGUGGACCCCUUUACCUACCAGAGCACUCGCCAGGAGGGCCUGUAUGCCAUGGGGCCACUGGCUGGGGACAACUUUGUGAGGUUCGUGCAGGGUGGGGCCCUGGCCGUGGCCAGCUCCCUGCUGAGGAAGGAGACCAGGAAGCCACCCUAGUAUCUGGCCUGACACGCCAGCACCCAGCCCCUGAAGAGGAGGGGAGAUCAGCACAGCCCUGCUAGAUGCAGGGCCCACCUGAGAUGCCCCGAUGAGGGGAGGAGCCACUCCUGGCAGGAGACAGGAGGGACUGUGAGCCCAUGCAGCUGGCCUUUGAGGUCCAGAGGAAGGGGGGAAGCCAGGCUGCCCCACACUCAGACUAUUGCCCAAGGGGGGAAUAGUGGUCGCAGGAGAAGGUAGGCCUAGACCUAGGAUUUGGGGGGAAAGCUGCCAUUAUGAGCUGGCACAACCAGGGCCAGCUGAGUGUCCAGCCAGGAGGACUCCUGGCCAGGUCUUUCCAUGCAGUUCCCAAAUAAAACCAGUGCCUACCUCCAUUCAUG
This is a messenger RNA of Nycticebus coucang (slow loris), 4517 nucleotides long. RefSeq names its product oxidative stress induced growth inhibitor 1 (gene OSGIN1). The record is from RefSeq and is a predicted model, not a curated record. Lineage: Eukaryota; Metazoa; Chordata; Mammalia; Primates; Lorisidae. The transcript is spliced from 6 exons. Bases 2431 to 4137 code for a protein of 568 amino acids.